UUCACUAGAUUCAAAUAAAGUAAAAAAACAAACUACAAAAGAUGUCAGAACACUUUAAUGAAAACUCAACAGCUUUGGAAGUUGUUGAAAAUAUUGAUUUAAAAGGUUAUGAGGUCAUUGUAACCGGUAGCAGCUCUGGUAUUGGUGUUGAAACAGUAAAAGCAUUAGCAAAAGCUGGUGCAAGAUGCAUUAUGUGUUGCAGAGACAUAAAUAAAGGUAAACAAAUUGCAAAUGAAACCAUUUUGUCGACUAAAAAUGACAAAGUUGAAGUAGAAAAUCUGGAACUAAACUCUUUAGAAAACAUAAACAGAUUUGUACAAAGAUUUCUUGCUAAAAACAGACCAUUAAAUAUUUUAAUUAACAAUGCUGGAAUCAUUGUAGAAUCUCAAUCUUUUACUGAAAAUGGGUUUGAAACUCAGUUUGGUGUUAAUUACCUAGGUCAUUUUGCUCUGACAAUUGGUUUAUUACCAUCUUUAAAAGAAGGAGCAAAAAUUUUAAAAAAAAAGUCAAGAGUGAUUAAUUUAACAUCAGCAGUGCAUGCAGGAGCAAACAUAGAUUUUAACGAUUUAAACUUUGUUAACGGUCGACAGUAUGAUCCUUUUAUUUCGUACAGCCAAUCCAAAGCGUGCAUCUCUCUUUUUUCAUUAGCUUUAACAAAUCGAUAUUUUGAUGAUGGUAUUGUGUCAAAUUCAGUAAUGCCUGGUGUAACAAUGACCAAUUUAAUGAAUUCUUUUAGCAAGGAAACAAUGAUUAGAAAGGGAUGGAUAAAUUCUGAUGGAUCAGCUACAAUGAAGAUGAAAUGUGUUGAAAAUGGUGCAGCUACGACAGUUUGGACUGCUACUGCUGCUGACUUAGAAGGCAAAGGAAAACUUUAUUUAGAAGAUUGCGGAAUCGGCAAAGAAACUUUUAACGCAGAAGAAGUACUUUUAAAAUUACGUGGGUUUGUACCUUAUAUCAUGAAUAACGAACUAGCUGAUAAACUAUGGGACAUUUCUGAAAAAUAUAUUCAAAGAAAAUCUCCUUAAUUAUUUAUCGGAAUAAUACAGACUUAUUAAGUAUCAGUAUGUUUUAGUUUUAAAACUUUUGGGCAAUCAUAAUUGUUUAUAAUAUAGUAUUUUUGUAUUUUUGUGAUAUAAGUAGCUAAAAGGCAUGA
Molecule: messenger RNA, 1153 nt
Organism: Hydra vulgaris (swiftwater hydra)
Lineage: Eukaryota; Metazoa; Cnidaria; Hydrozoa; Anthoathecata; Hydridae
Source: RefSeq, a predicted model, not a curated record